AUGGCCCGACAGGACGUCGGUACAGCGACAACACGAUAUAGGAGUUGUGUCGAAGAAAUUCAGUGUCUGAUUGAGUUGGCAAAAGCGGAUCCAGGCUACUUAAAUUACCCGCUUCAAUUUUCUGUGACGAACUCAGAUGGCCUGAUGGAGAUGACACCGCUUUGGCUGGCAGCGUUGGAUAAAAACCAAGAAGUUGUCGAUUUCAUGCUAUCAUUGGAGGCAGUCAGUGUAGGCGAGGGAGUAAAAUCUCUCUGUCUCUUGUCCAAGAUGGGUAUACCUCCAAGUCAUCAUGACUCCAUCCUGCAGGUUAUCAACAGGUUACCUGAAGAUAGUUGUCGCCGCACUCUUAGAGAGUAUCUCUCUUCUAAUGGUGCUUAUCCAAACAUGCCUUGGGCUUUUGCAAGCACGCAUCUUUUGGAUCAAGUACUUAUCAAAUGCGGAGAGGGCAGCGCAAACGAUAGUGUUCCUCUGCAGACACGAGAGAUGUUUCUUCCUGUCUACCUUCCCCUUGUUCACGCCAUUGCGAUUUUCCCGAUAGCAACAACCAAAAGCCAAUUUCCAUAUGCCUCGCGACUAGAGUUGUUCAAGAUCCUGCUGAAACAUGGUGCGGACACCUCACGAGUCCACGAUGAACGAGGGUCGGUCACCCGGGCAUACUCUCAAAGGCUUUCUCGCGGCUUGGAUAAACUCAUUGGCCCAUUGCCAGCUCCAAGAACCGUCGACAUUAUUUGCGAUGAAGUUUCCGGCCUAGUACAAAUAAUUCAUCUGAUCCGAGAACAGCGACCAGAGGAGCGAAUUGAUGGCUUGAGUCGGAUUAGUACCAGCUUUAGAGAGCUCAACGCCAGCAUCUCCGAUGAAACUGAAAAAGUCAAGGCCAGGCAUAAAUCAUAUGCUAGUCGUGGCACAAUUAAAAUAUUCAGUGAAGGUGGCCGUGUCCCUGAGCUUGAAACCCUGGACUAUGACCACAAGCAAACCAUGUUCAAUAUCUGCACCGCAGCCGAGCAUUGCCAGCUGCUUCUGAAGGAGCUUGGUGUUCCUAUAGAUAAAGAGAUGACGGGAUGCCACCCAAAAUAUGAGCCACGUCGAUAUUUCGAAGGAACCGAAAUUCAGGUUCACGAAUUUCUUGGACUAGAGGAUGGCAACUAA
Molecule: messenger RNA, 1146 nt
Organism: Clonostachys solani
Lineage: Eukaryota; Fungi; Ascomycota; Sordariomycetes; Hypocreales; Bionectriaceae
Source: the annotation of a GenBank genome assembly